CUACUAGUACUUCUACUGCGAACACUAGACUCUUGCCCCAAUUCCUCCCUACUCCUUCAAGCUCCUUCUUUCCCUUCCUUCCUCUCUGCUACCCAGAAAAAAACAGAACAACAAUGGCGUCUACAGCAGCAGGACUAUGCAGCCCAAUCCAACUGAGCACCAGGUUCACCCGGCCGAACCCAUCGGCCGCGUCCCUCAAGGCGCUCAACUCGAACCAGGCCCUGUUCGGGCUGAAAUCCGGAGUCGGAGUCGGAGCGGGGAGGAAGAGGAUGGUGACGGUGGCAUACAAGGUCACCCUCAAGACCCCAGAGGGAGAAGUCAGCUUCGACUGCCCGGAAGACGAGUACAUCCUCGACGCAGCAGAGGAGGCCGGCGUCGACCUUCCUUACUCCUGCAGGGCAGGGUCAUGCUCUUCUUGCGCCGGGAAAGUGGUGAGCGGGUCGGUGGACCAGUCCGACCAGAGCUUCCUCGACGACGAGCAGAUCGAUGGUGGGUGGGUUCUCACCUGUGCGGCUUACCCGUCUUCCGACGUCACCAUCGAGACCCACAAGGAGGAGGAGCUCGUUGCCUAAUUGCAACUGUCUGAUGAAAAAUCAACUUGUGUUGUUUUUUGUUUCCCUCUCUCUCUCUCUCUCGAUGGCUCUGGUUGGAUUUUCCAGAUGCGUUUCCCAAUUGAGUCUUGAUGUGUUGCCUGUCUGAUGAAAACCCUGCUACUGUUUUUCAAUUGAAUUUUGGAUGUCUCCUGGUUAUUAAUGUAGUUGUAAUAAUAUUCAUGACUCUGU
Linum trigynum is the source of this 782-nucleotide messenger RNA. The record is from the annotation of a GenBank genome assembly. Lineage: Eukaryota; Viridiplantae; Streptophyta; Magnoliopsida; Malpighiales; Linaceae.